Molecule: messenger RNA, 990 nt
Organism: Rotaria socialis
Lineage: Eukaryota; Metazoa; Rotifera; Eurotatoria; Philodinida; Philodinidae
Source: the annotation of a GenBank genome assembly
AUGGAUGCAUGGGCUGUAGAACUUCAACGAUGGCCAAUGCUGGCUGCAUUUGCGUUCGGCGAGGCAAGCAAUAUAUUAAGUGUUCUUGUACUUGCUCGACCUAGAUUACGAAAGAAUACAUGCUCACUUUAUUUACUUGGCGCGAGCAUCAGUAAUGCCAUAUGUAUAUUCGUUGGUUUACUCUAUUUCAUUAUCGCUAGUGGAUUUGGAUUUUCAUUUUUAUCAGCAAGUCGAGGAUUAUGUAAAUUUAUACCGUUCAUGUAUUAUUCAACAUUAUUUCUAGCGUCAUGGUUUAUUCUUCUUGCUUGCAUUGACCGAUAUUGUUCGACACAUUCAAAAGCUACCAUACGUCGAUUUAGUCAUAUAGAUGCAGCAAAAUGGUUUCUUAUACUGCUACCAUGUUUUUCAUUGAUUUCGCAUAUUCAUAUUUUCGUCUACAUCGAUUGGAUACAAAUUAGUCUAUGCAGUUUUACCUCGUUUAAUUAUAUUUUGUUCUUCUAUUUUUAUUAUGUCAUCUUCUAUGCAUUGAUGACACCUUUACUUUAUAUUAUAGUUGCUGGUCUCACAAUAUUGAAUGUCCGACGAAUAAAGAAAGCGGUAGCUGUUGUCGUGAAGAGAAAUCGGGGAUUUAUUAAAACACAUCAACGACAAAAAACACUAAACGCACAACUUCUUCGAAUGCUUAUUGUACAGGUCUUGUCAUUUGUUAUCUUAACUAUGCCACUUGCAGCAUGGAAUAUUUACAUAGGUUUUACUUAUUAUAGGCCGAAAUCAGCUACCACAAGAAGUUUAGAAGCUCUUAUAUCUGUAAAUUUUGGUUUUCUAAAUUUUAUCAAUUCGGGCUCUGCGUGUGUCGUUUAUGCUGCGACUUCUCAUGUUUUUCGAGAAGAACUGAUGGCGUUGCUUCGGUGUUGUUGGUUUAGAAAAACGAUCGUACGUGAACAUCAACAUCAUGUAUUCUUUAUAGCACCCCGUAUUGCUCCUCUUUGA